This is a messenger RNA of Cuscuta europaea, 1097 nucleotides long. NCBI's taxonomy places the organism in Eukaryota, Viridiplantae, Streptophyta, Magnoliopsida, Solanales, Convolvulaceae. The record is from the annotation of a GenBank genome assembly.
GCCCCAUUCAUGGAUUCCCCUUAUUUAGCCAAACAAACCGUUCUGUGCUUCUUCUUCCCCUUCUGAGUUGUUUGUCUCUGGAGAAGAAUUGAAUGUUGUGGUGGAGAUGGAAGAAAUUCCGGAUGAGAUUGAGGUUUGUAACAUAUUGCUUGAGCUCGGAAAGCUCUUUCGGGAAUCCGAAUGUUCGGCGGCGGCUGGAUAUCGGGAGUCAGUGUGCAGAUGGGGUGGUAAGCGGAGGAGAUCUAGCAGCAGGGCCGGCGGCGGCGAAUUCCCGGCAGUGAAAGUCCAAGUCUUGAGUCCUGACACCCCACUCUCCUUCUGCCCCACCACUGAAUCUGAUGACAAACACUUGAAGAAAAGGGUACAUUUAUUUGUGAUUUUGGUAUCAUUUAUAUGAAUUAAUGGGUAAGGUUUGUGUUUUUUGCGGGUGGCAGAGUAGAGCGGAAUGGAAGAGGGAAAUAGAGGAAUUAACACGCUGUAAAGAAAUGCUGAUCCAGCAAUUGGAGAGUGUGAGAGUUCACUGCGAUACCCAGAGGCUUUACAAUCUCAAGUUGAAAGCAAUGAAACAUGAUGAGGAGGAGGAGGAGGGGCUGCAGCAGCCGCCGCCGCCGCCGCUAUUGACUUCAUUCAACAAACAACCAGAGGCUUUUGUGAGGUUAAUUGGGCCAGCCAGAACUGUAGCCCAACAACUUUAUUAUCAUUAUCAACAUCCACUCAUUGUUGAUCCAAUGGGCCAAAGAUUCCAAAAGGGCUUGCCCUCUCCGCAGAAUAAUUUGGGCUUUGAAAAUAAUCGGUUCGGCCCUACCGCCGACGAGAGUAUGCUAAAGAAGAAGAAGGCCAUGUAUGCUGAGGCACGGAGGAGCAGAAAGAACAAAUUGAAGGUUCGGAGGCGAUGAUGAUGUUUCCUUCCACUUCUAAAUCCAUUUUUAUUCUUCUCCUACUUUUCUUUUCUUUCUAACUUCCGUUCUCAAAUUGUAAAUACUGACUCAGUUUUGGUCCGUCUGACAUGCCUUUUUUUAAAUACUUCGCGUCACUUCAUUAAUACUUGUACAAAAAUCGCAUUUGUUAAAUGAAAAAUUCAAAACAAUAAUCUACUA